UACUUAAUAUAACGGCAGCACUGUUGACCAGUAUGUCUACCUCUAAUAUUUCUACGUCAUUCCAGUUCUCCGAAAGGGACUCGAAGUCCCAUCUGGCUGUGCCACAACGGAGAAUCAGUUUUGAUGAUCUUUACGAUGCUACGGACGAGUCGACAGAUGAUUCGGAUGUGGAUGGCUGCCCUUCGUUGUCCAGCCACGGCGGUACCCGCUCCAGUACCGCUUCUUACACUCUGUCAUCAAACCGGAUGUCAACAGGGACGAAUCGUGAGGGAGGGCGCCGAAACAGGUAUCCUGUUAUCAUGAUCCCGCCGCCGAGUUUUAAUACCAUUCACCAUCAGCGCAAGAACUCGCCUGUACCGCCUACCCCUCCUCCGAAAAUCCCUCUUUCGCCGAUGGUACUUUCUCGCCUCUCUGGUGUUGUUCCGGCUCUCUACGCGCCUCCAUCUUUGGCUGGCAGUGCGGCCUCUGAGAGACCAUCGACCCUUAGUGCACCACAGACCCCUGACUUGGCUGCUGUGCCUGACGUCAAUUGGGAUGAAGAACAGCUUCGUGUUCAGUCAGACUCUGAGGGAGCGGGCGAUCCGAGGUCAGCAAGUUCUGAUAUGAGCCCUCAAAUCGACAUCCAGCUUGAACAACCCGAAGAUUGGAGCCUGGUGCUAGACAGCUUUCCACAGAUCCCGACUCAUUACACUGUUGGCAGGACCCAAGAAAGUGAUGAUGAAGAAGGAUAUGAAAAAGAGCCAUCUUUAGAGGGCGUUCAACUCUCAUCUGCCGCCAUGGAGACACUUCAGCAUAUCCGAGUUUCUGGAGAGGAUAGCAACACUUCAUCCGCGUCGUCAAUUAAUGACCCCUCCGAAAUGAACCAAUUCACCGGAUUCCCUGAUGUCCGCCCAAAAAGCAUGAACGAUGCUGCCUGUGCUUCUGCGAGCUCAUCAUCUUCUUUUACAAGCCUGAGCAUCCCAUCACCUGGUGGCUUCUUUUCAUCUCUUGAUCGACACGCUCGAAGAACCUGGAGUUUAGUCCCAAGCAGCAAUGUCCCCACGUCUGCAGUUGCGGAAAAGUUCUACGAUCUUCCCUGGAAUGCCCGCCCUCAAGGCCGCGUUGUUGAACAAGUAGUAGAAUACCGAAACAGCUACGGCGAUGACGACGACGAUGCCACCGAGGGUCCUCCAACUGCCAAGAGAAUUAUUGGCUCCGCUCCCCAAACUGCACGAAAAGUUCCUGAGGAGGUAUCUGAGUUGGCCCUGAAGCUCGACACUGGUGAGAAAAAGCCGGACGACUCCUCUGAAUAUGAUGAAUCUUAUGAGGAGGGUUUGCAGACUCGUGCAAUGCAGAGUCUCGAUCGUACCAGCACAUGGCUAGCGGCUCAAACUCAAUAUAUGUCCGCUUUGAGUGAGACGAAUCCCAUUAACAGCCCGAAAGAGAUAUCGGUAACUCCUAUCGACGAAAAUGCCACUGCUGUCCCCGAUCUCACGCUCAGCUCUACCAAGACGGUCCGCUUCCUCGAUACUAUCCCUGAGGAAGCCUCAGAAAGUCAAUCAGGCCCGUCUACCCCACUUCCACCGCUCCCAGUUGCAAUGAAUUCUAUUUUCUACCGGGGGUUCCAGCAUUUCAUGCGCACAAGAGGCAAAAAUAGUAACAUGGACACCUUCCUUCAUAGCAAUUUCCGGUAUGAGGCUCUUCAGGUUGCACGCCUAACCAUGCGGGAUAAGCAUGUAGACAAGCUUGCCGGUAAAUACGAACUUAGCAAUCCUGUUCGCCCACCAUAUAAGGGUCCGUUUUCACAAGCUCCUCGAAAUUCUGUCCUCCCUCAGAUCAUUGCCGAUAAAAAGAUGUACAACGAUGUGGAAAAGGAGCAAGAUGCUUUGCUACAGGUCAAGAAUUCCCUUUGGGUGAUCGAUGCUCUCAAGUUUAUCAACGGUGGCCGUCUUAUCCCUAGCCCAGCUGCUAAGCGUCUUGCAAGGGCAAGUCUACCUCUAGGUAACCAACAGGAUUCCGUCAAGCGCAGAAUCAGAGUUCUUGAUCUAGGAGGCCAAGCAUCCUGUGAAUGGUCCUGGUUUGUUGCAAGGGAAUUUCCCAACGUCAAGGUCUACACGGUUGUUACGAAGAAACAAUCCAUUGAUAUGGCCAUCCAAGGUCCACCGAACCAUCAAUGUGUUUUGGCCCCAAAUCUUUGGAAACUUCCAUUCCCUAGUAACCACUUCGACUUGAUCUCCGCUAGGACACUCCACAUGCUUCUCCGGUCAACUCGCAACAUUUCAAUCAACGGAGAAAAAGUUGACGAAUUUGAACUUUGCCUGCAAGAGUGUUUCAGAUGCCUAAAGCCCAAGGGCUAUCUAGAAUUCUUCCUCAUGGAUUCAGAUAUCGCCCGUGCCGGCCCUUAUAAUUCUGCCACCUCUGUCGAGUUUAGCUUCAAUCUGAAGACUCGAGGGUAUGAUCCUAACCCUACCAAAACGUUUCUGUGGAAGUUGAAGAAGUCAAACUUCAGCGCUAUUAAGCGUGCAUGGCUCUUUAUGCCAAUGGGCACUGCCCCCAGUGAUGCCUCUCAGGUCCCCGGCAGCGGGAAUUUGAAUAAUGCUGAUAAUAUGGGGAGCACUGCCGAUGUUGCCAACAUCACCGGGCUACUUGCAGGGUGGAUGUGGGAGCAAUGGGUGCUUAAGUUGCAAAUGGAGAUGGGCCGUGAUGAGAAGAAGUUGCUCGAGGAAAUGAACGGUGUUUUUGACGAGGGGCGCAAGUCUGGCGCCGGAUGGAGGUGUCUGAGUGGUUGGGCUAUGAAGCCUUCACGCUCAUGUUGA
This is a messenger RNA of Microsporum canis CBS 113480, 2795 nucleotides long. RefSeq lists its product as hypothetical. The transcript has a single exon. The record is from RefSeq and is a predicted model, not a curated record. Lineage: Eukaryota; Fungi; Ascomycota; Eurotiomycetes; Onygenales; Arthrodermataceae. The coding region runs from base 33 to 2795 and encodes 920 amino acids. Gene Ontology annotation, molecular function: S-adenosylmethionine-dependent methyltransferase activity.